AUGGCAGAUCAACAACAGGCCGCGGCACGGCCGAGCUCAGCCAACCCUCAUGACCCUGAGGCUACCGAUCCGGCCCUCUUGAAGGACAACUCGGAGAUCCGUGACUACAAGACAGAUCGCUUUACCUACUCCGGCAUCAGAACAUUCUACAAGCGGCAUCUCCAAGCCGACCAGUUGCCCAAACCGCCUCUUCCUUUACUGGUCUUCAUCCACGGGCUCGGGGGCUCCGUAGCCCAGUUUCAUCCGCUGUUGACGAGCCUCGUUCACAUAUCGUCAUGCUUGGCCAUCGACCUGCCCGGAUGUGGCCGCUCCGAGUUUACCGAACAGGCAUGGGAUGCCUACACCCCGGAAGCCCUCAGGGAGUUGCUGGAGCUAAUUAUCGACGAGUACCGUCAGAAAGAGCCUGGCCGCAGCGUCGUCCUCAUCGGGCACAGUAUGGGUACGAUUAUGUGCGCACGCUUGGCGAGUCACAGCGUUCAUAACAAGACGAAGCUGCGGAAGUAUGUCGUUGGCUUGGUUGCCGUCUGUCCCCUGGCUGGUCCUCCAGCAGAAGAAAAGACGAAGAUUUUCCGCACCCUGCUAUGGAUUCCUGGUUGGCUCUUCGACCUUUGGAGGGCCUACGAUCGAUGGGGCGGCCCGCAAAGCGCUAGCGUCAGUCGGUUUGUAGGCCCGGAGGCCGAUCUCGAGCUACGCAAGCUUCAGGACCGUUUCAACAACCAGAGUCGGACCCCAGUCUGGCGCAGGAUGGCAUGGGGAUCACUCCCGAGAUACGAAAAUGGUGUCGCAAAAGGCGGCAUCCCUGGCAAGGAUGUGUGGGCCGGCGUUGACGUCCCCGUCUACUUGAUCGCUGGCGCGGAGGACAAGCUCACGCCCCCUAGCGAGGUCGACAAGAUUAGAGAGUGCCUGUCUGGAAAGGCGUCUCCAUUGAUGGAAACCGGGUCUGAUGAUGAUUGGCACGAGACAACUGUCGAGGCUGUAACGUCAAGCAACACGUCGAAGGAUGCAGAGGACUAUGGGCCCGAGAGCAUAGAUGACAUUCGAGACGAGGACUUCCAUCGCGAUCGUGAUCGUCGACCCAUCGAUGAUGCAGAAAACGCUCUCGAGGAUCCUUCUACACCACAAGAAUCACCAGCAAACGUCCCACCUCAGCCCCGACAUCCCACCAAGGUCGUAAAGUCGAUCAUCAUGCCUAGACCGGCCAACCACGCUCUGCUUUUCAACCCUGCCACUGUCCGGGUUCUCGCCGGUCUGAUCUCGGACUUUCUCGCCACCCAUGUUACAGGUCGCUUUUCUCUCGGCUGGCAGCUGCAGUAUCUCUCGCGCGAGGGCAAGUGGGAUGUGAAGAAUUUGGCCAAGUGGAAGGGGGUGGUUCCUGUUUCCCACCCCAUCGGCCCCAAGGGCAAACCGGCGGUCUUCAGGGCAAUGAAGACCCUGCGUGAAGCGGAUGACACACACUGUCCCACCGAGUUCGUCAAGAACUGGGGAGGCAUCAUUAAAGAUGUCAUCGACAUAAGCCACGACAAGCCGGUGUACGACCCACGGAGCAUGGAAAAGGGCGGUGUACGAUACCACAAGUACGCGACGGUGUCCAAGAUCCCGCCCAAGGACGACGAAGUCGCCCAUUUUAUUUUACUGGUCGACAAGCUACGGGAGCAGCAGAAGACGAGAGCCGAGCAGGAGAAAUGGACGGAGGUGGACGGUCAGACGCAGGUGAUUGGCGUUCAUUGCCACUACGGCUUCAACCGGACCGGGUACUUCAUUGUGUGCUACCUCGUCGAGCGGUGCGGGAUGACUGUGGGCGAGGCCAUUGAAACAUUCAAAGCGGCAAGGCCCAACGGCAUUCGCCAUUACCACUUCAGGGAUCGGCUUCACAUGCGAUACUCGGGCCUGAAGCUGGAAGAAGACCAGUUGCAGGAGGAACGGCAGCAGCAGUAG
Messenger RNA from Colletotrichum higginsianum IMI 349063, 1935 nucleotides. Its product is annotated as Dual specificity phosphatase catalytic domain protein. Lineage: Eukaryota; Fungi; Ascomycota; Sordariomycetes; Glomerellales; Glomerellaceae. The record is from RefSeq and is a predicted model, not a curated record. Gene Ontology annotation, molecular function: protein tyrosine/serine/threonine phosphatase activity. The coding region runs from base 1 to 1935 and encodes 644 amino acids. Gene Ontology annotation, biological process: dephosphorylation. The transcript has a single exon.